AAACAAAACAGAAGAGAAAUACAAAUGGGAAAGAACAGAACAGAACAGAGCCUUUCAUAUGUUUUCGGUUGUGUUGUGUCCAAAUUUGGAAAUAUAUUGUGGUGAAGUGAGGUCAUCAUUUCCUCUAAAAAUGGCAAAGCAUUUCUGCCAAUCCCAUUCCCAAAUUUUUCUCUCUUUUGUUACCAACCUAACCUAUCACAACAUGGGUCAUGAAGGUCCUCAUCAUUUCAUCCUCCCAUUGGCUUCUCUAGGGUCUCCUACUUUCCUUUGGAGCCCUAGAUUUUGCUGCUUUCUGCAAUUUCAAUUUCAGAGUCCUGAUCUGCAGCUACAUGUUCCGCUUAAUUAAGUACCAUCAUUGAUCAUACCCCCUCUCUCUGUCUUUUAUUUUAAUUUUUCUUUGUUUUAUAAUGAGGCUGUGAAAAAUUACAUAUUUGUUGAUUGCAGUGAUCUAGGAAGGCAAAUGGAUCAAUUGCCCAAAUGUUUUAUCUUUUUGUAAAGGAAAUCUAAGAACAAAAAAAUUAUAAAAUUUGAUAACUUUAACCAAACCUUUUGUUCAUCUUGUACAAAAUGGAUCAUAAAUGCAAUUUUUAUAAUUGAUACUUUGGAGGAUGUAGUAUAUCUUAUUUAUUGUUUUAAAUUGCACGUUGCAAUUAGCAACAUCAUGGGAAAUUGCUUACGAAUAUGGCCACAAUGCUUUGUGGAGACCUCAAAAUAUUGUGGUCGCAAUUGUGAUUGUGGACUAUAGUUUAAAACCGCUAACAACCUGAUGUUGCUUGAAACCUAUAAUUUCCGCUAAGUGAUUAAUAUAAGAGCAACUUCUAUAAAAUGUUGUUUGAAUUGUAUUUGAUCAUUAUUAUAACAUUGAAAAAGAACCAACAAAGUGAAUACUUGUAAUGCUUCCUUCUUGAUUUUACUGAGUUAGAUGAGAAUGAUUUUUUUUUCUCUGCACUUUUGUUGCAGUCAAUUGAUCAGCCAUAAUGGGUGUAGCAGUUGCAUCACCUUCGAUUGCAUGAGUUCUUUGCACACCUUCAUGAAUAUUUGUUAGAAAUGUGCACCCUGCAAUGGAGUACAAUAUGUACUAUAAAUCUAAAAGAAUGACAAGAUUAAUGAUAUUGCAAUAUGUCAUGUUUCUCGACAUUUUUUUAUGGUUGUCUUCCUCAACAACUAUGAUAGAGAUUAGCCUCCUUCGAAUUGAAUUUCUUCUCUCUUGAAUGUUUUUGCACCCCAACUUCAGUGGUUCUAGCAAUCUCAAACUCUGUAACUCAAUAUUUUUCAUUUUUAUUUAUUGGUGACAUUCUCUCUUCACUUUUAGAUAGUUAACUAUUUUUUUUUUCUUUUAGAUUGUGCAUCUAACCUUUAUCACUCUAUUUUUUACAUUACAAACUUCUUAUUUUUGUCAAAGGUACCUUGUCAGUGUGGAACCUGGCAUAUCAACCUAAUGGGGUUGAAAUUUACAAAGCAGGGACCACCUAAAAUUGAGGAUCCAAGUUUACAUAAUCAAAUGAUCAAUUACCUUACCAAGAAUUUUAUUCGCAACUUGGUAUCUAAGCAACGAAGAAGAAUGCUUAUUGCUGGUUAUGAUCUUGACAUGUCAUAUAUCACAGACCGAGUAUUAGCAAUGUCAUUUCCGGCACAACGUAUGCGAGCAAUGUAUCGAAAUCCUCUAUGGCAAGUCAAAUCUGUGUUGGACAUGAGACAUUAUGACCAUUAUAAGAUCUAUAAUCUCUGUAUAGAAGAAAGUUAUGAUCCAGAUAACUUCUAUGGACGCGUGGAAGCAUACCCCUUUGAUGAUAACCAUGUGCCAUCUCUUGAAAUGAUCAAAGCUUUCUGUGAAAGUGUGGAUUCAUGGCUGUCAAGUGACCCAAAAAAUAUUGCUGUUAUUCAUUGCAUGGCGGGAAAGGGUAGAACUGGAUUAAUGGUGAGUGCAUACCUAACUUAUUGCGGCAUGUCAGCAGAUGAGGCUCUUCAAUUGUAUGCAGAUAGACGGACAACCAAUAAUGAAGGAGUAUCAAUACCAAGCCAGCGUCGAUACGUAGCAUACUGGGAUAGUCUACUUUCAAAUUCUGUCCCAAGGGGAACUGGAAAUGGACCGACAAAGGUGAACUUGCCUCAGCCAUGUGGCAGAGAAUUACGGCGAAUCCGGCUUUAUGAUACAAUCAACAUUGACACAAUAUUCUUUGUUAUCUCAGAGCUACACGAGAUUCCUAAUGAGGUGUAUCGUCCACCAGUGGAAGCUUAUCGUGGCUGCUGUAGACAGAUUAAGAAAGGGUAUCAGAGAAAUAAUAGUCCUCGCUAUUAUAUCUCUAUUCUUGAAGGUGAUAAAGAUGGAAAUCAAUCAGAAACAGAAGAACCUCGCAUUGUAGUUCAAAUGGACACAGAGAGUCCAGCAAUAUACCAAAAAUCAUGUUUGGACCAUUAUUUUGAUAAACCUAUACAAGUAACAGGAGAUGUACGGCUCACAUUCUAUGAGAAAAUGAUAGGAGGGCGCCUGUUCUACUGCUGUUUUAAUACAGCUUUUAUUAGGAACAGCUUACUACAGCUCCCAAUACAAGAGUUGGACAAAGUUGGGAAGAAAGGAACAUCAAUAUGUGGCCCUGACUUCUGCUUAGAAUUAUUGUUUGGUCCUGCUAAUGCAGGAUACUCAUCGUCAAGUAUAUCCAAUGAUGAAUAUUCUAAUGAUGAUUCUUUAUAAUAAUAUUUCCACAUAUCUUUGCAUAAUAUUAAAGGCCAUGUUCAAUUUACUGCUGUAGCAUAUUCCUGCAAAAUGAUCCCAACAAUGAGUCCCUUGUGGUGUGAUGUAGUAAGAGCAUUCAUUCCUCCAACUGCUUUGCCGUCUAAUUUUUCAUUGGCCAAAGGCAUGGAGAGUAAGUGUAAUUUUUGUAUUGUUAGUGAUUGAGUAGCAUUUUGCAG
Molecule: messenger RNA, 2910 nt
Organism: Glycine soja
Lineage: Eukaryota; Viridiplantae; Streptophyta; Magnoliopsida; Fabales; Fabaceae
Product: phosphatidylinositol 3,4,5-trisphosphate 3-phosphatase and protein-tyrosine-phosphatase PTEN1
Exons: 7
Coding region: 1439-2692 (417 amino acids)
Biological process (GO): phosphatidylinositol dephosphorylation
Cellular component (GO): cytosol
Molecular function (GO): phosphatidylinositol-3,4,5-trisphosphate 3-phosphatase activity; protein tyrosine phosphatase activity
Source: RefSeq, a predicted model, not a curated record